Gymnogyps californianus (California condor) is the source of this 4823-nucleotide messenger RNA. It is a transcript of the gene FAM149B1, whose product is annotated as family with sequence similarity 149 member B1. The record is from RefSeq and is a predicted model, not a curated record. Gene Ontology annotation, biological process: cilium assembly; protein localization to cilium. NCBI's taxonomy places the organism in Eukaryota, Metazoa, Chordata, Aves, Accipitriformes, Cathartidae. The transcript has 15 exons. The coding region runs from base 11 to 1834 and encodes 607 amino acids.
GGAGCUGAGGAUGAUCUCGCGAUACGCGCGGAAGCCGGUGCCCCCCGGCGCUCUGGAGAUACAAGGACUUCCAAAACAUGCCUUGCGGCAUCAUCCGCUGCCAGAACCACGAGCUGAGGUGUGCCCAGGCACACCCACGGCUGAAAACUAUGGCGAGAUCUCAAGGGAGCCUGAAAUCUGGAAGGAGUCAGAUUACCCUUCCGUUACUCCAGCUGAUCAUGGGAAUUCAUGGUCUGCUAGUCAGAGUUACGCCGACACCUCCACCGAAGACAGCUCAGUCUUCUCUUGGGGCUAUGAUGAAUUUGAUAAAGCUGCCACACAACAAGUUCAGCAAAUGUUCAGACAAAUUGAUGAGCUUCUCUAUGAGCAGAAAGAAAAUGUGCAUGUUGAGGGACUGCGGGAAGAAUGCCACCAGUGGACAUCCAACUUUCCUCAUCUCAGGGUUGUGGGGAAGCAGAUAGUGGUCCCCACAGAUGAAGGGUACGGAUGGUAUUCAAGUUCACCUUCUGGCGGUUUAGGUUCCUCAGAUGUAAGUUCACCACGAGAAAAAGAUUCUAAUGAAUUUAGUGUUUUUGGCAAGAAGGUACCUCUUUCUGUUACUCCCGUUCACAAAAAGGCUGACCGUUCCAAGUCUCCGACCUUGUGUUCUCCGGAGAGCGAAGAAGGUGAAGAUGGAGUAAUUGUCUCUGAAGGCGUAAUGGAGGAAUAUUUAGCAUUUGACCGCAGAGAUGUGGAGGAGGAGUUGCAUGAGAGGAAAAUGGGGCUGUCCUCCGGUAGACGGAAAUUAGGGUUUCCUCCUGUCUCUCCGUACUCCUGCAUGAAGGAUUCUGUGCUCACGUUUGUGUUUGAUGAUGUGUGGAGUGAAGUCCUAGGCUGCAUGGAAGAAUUAAUCUGCAGACACUGGGAAGGGUCAGCCUCUGAUGAUGAGAAAAAUAUCAUAACAGUAGAAACGAUCAGAGCAGAUGCUGGAAGCCCUUUGCAGUUUGAUCCUCUGCCGGUGGUGUUACCUCGUGUGCCACAAACUAAAACGCCCUCAGUGACAUCAAAUCUGGGCCCAAAAACCAGAUGUGGCCGCAAAAGCAAAAAGAGGAGAAAAACACCUCAAGUAAAUCUCUCUCAAGGGUCAAGUAGUGGCUCUCAACGUAAUCUAAAUGGCUUGAUGGUGAUACAUGGGAUCCAGUUACAGCAAAGGAAUCUGCCUGUACUGGAGAAAACACUGGACCUGGAUGACAAACGGCCAGGCUCCAGUUCCAUCCCCUCUACCAGAGUGCGGCCAAACCAUCCUCUAGAGCUCAGCACAUCAUCCCUGUCACGUUCCACAAGAAGGCGAAACCCACCACCACGUACCCUGCAUCCCAUCAACACAAACCACUCUCGUACUGGGACCCCAGUUUCUGUGGACAAUGUCUUCGGGGGAACUCGAUUUCUGACUGCACAUGAGCAGCUGACCUCACCCCCUCCACUGCCACUAAGCCGAAAUAAUCUCCUACCACCUAUUACUACCACCGAUGUGGCAGAGCACGUGAGCACUGCAGGAUCCCAGAGGCAAACGAAACCUCGAGGGAACUCAAGUCGAGCUCACAGUGUAACAACACACGAAGAUACCCAUCAGCAGCUACAGGAGCGGCUUUUCUUACCUGAUCGUUUCUCCAGGCCUAACACAACCAACGCAUUCUUGCCAGAUCCACAGCACCACCGUUCUUGCACUGUUAUUGAUUAUAGUAAUCAAUCUUGGACAAGGAGAGGAUCAACAGGUUCAGGUCUUCAGCUGCAUGGUUCUGUGAAAGCCCACAGUCGAAGUGGAUCAGUCACAAAAAGCAAACAGGGGCUCUGACGUGCCAUGAAGAAGUAUCCAUCCGAGUCAUGAACCACCUCUCAUUCUCAGCAAUGUCAACAUUGUUUACAGAGAGUUUUCAAACACCCUUCCUUAUGAAUAAUUAUUUUUAUAUAAAUCUAAGAAGCAGCUGCCAAAGAUUAGAAGGGGUAUACUUAACAUUCCAUUUUCUACCAGUAGAAAAAGUUAUACUCCAGUGGGCAGUAAAGCCUAACUCCUAGAAAAUCUAGCAAAUGCUCUCAGUCAUUGCUGUUUUCCCAUUACUGGCUUAGGACUAGUGCAUGUUGUUACAGGCAGGUACUGCAGAACCUGCUGAUUUUUCCGUUAGCUCUACAGAAGAUUGAUCAGGCCUUCCACAGCAGUAGUAAUUUAAAUUUUUAAAACUGUAUUUAUAUGUUUAAAGCAAUAUUAUACUAUCAAAAGCAAGCACUGCAUAUGAUACUGCUUCUACAACUCAACUUAGACAAGUUAUGAAUCCUGUAGUAAUUGCAGCAUAUAUUAACACAGUUGUGUAAAAAUAAGGUAGCAAACCAGAUGAACAGAAUUGACAGCUUUAAGGGUAGCACACCACUGACUCGUCCUGUGUUAUAUACUUGUACCUCUUUCUCAGUGACUGAAGAAGGUUUAAGAGGCAAAAAGGAGUCUCUUACUGCAAGUCAUUCCAGACAGUAUUCAAAGAAAGUACAUAUUGUCUCCCUGGUGAGAUAUUUUAUGGUAAUUUCACAGGAUAAGUCAGUCUCCCUUUCUAAAAAUACCUGCAAUUAUGUGAGAUUUCUGCACUCCACCGUGAAGUUCCACAACCCACAGAUGCAACGUAGCUUUUAGUAGAUGUGUUCUGCACUGUGUGACAGAUGUACCGAGGUAUUAGCUGUAGUUGCCCUUGUGGCUCAAAAUAAUACAAAAACAUGAAAUACAAGCUUCUCAAAAUAAAUGAUUAGUUGAAGGUCUUACUCCCAAACAGGAAGUGCCAGACUACAAGUAAGUGUAAACACAAGGUGAGGAUAACCACUUACUGUAUUUUAACAGAGUUAAAAUAGGACACCACACAAAAACAGUUUUUCCCUUAUAAUUCAACUAAAGAGCACUUUUUUCUAAAUUUCCUUUUUAAUAUUUUCCAAAUUACAAUUCAUAAUGGAAAAAAACUUGUCAGCAUUCUUUAUGAAGUGGCUCCCCUAUUUCCCCACUCUAUGUUAUGCAAUCUAUCAAAUGUUAGUGGUACCUACAGAACAGCUAAUAAUUUUUCAUCAAUAUUAAAGUUCUUGAGUCCAGUUGAUCCAAGCAUGCUCUAAUCAAGAAGGGAAAAGAAAGCAAAGCAGAACUGUGCAAAUGUAACUGGGUUAACUUCCCUUUGCAUUUCUAGAGGGGGGAAAAAUGGUCUGGUCUCAAUCUAAAUCUCUUUAAGUUUCCAUAGAGAUAAAUUGAUGCUAAAAAGAGGCCUCUAUUUACUAAACCCUUUCAAAAUACAAUUUCUCUGAACAGUUAAGACUACUGGAACAUUGUACAGUGUGUCAUUUAGUUAUCUCAAGCUAACUGGAGAUAAGCAUCCCGCUCAUAUCAGUGCCAUUCCUCAGGGACCAAGUUAGUUUUCUGUAGCCCUAGUGCAUAAAUAAGAGUUACAAAAAAAUAUACAAAUAAACUAGAAUAGACUUCUAGUAACAUAAUGUAGUAUUUUAUAGCCUAGAGGAGUCAGCAUGUUAAAAACAUGAAAGCAAUCUCCUCAUGAGGUAAUUUUUGGUUUCUGUACAAAUGGUUGACACCAGAGACUUCUCCUGGGCUGUUAGAUAUCUAUUUUGUAUAGUAAAAGUAACAUUCAGGUUAUGUGUUAUACAACAUAACAAUAUCCCCUACUCUCUCAGAAUCAGGACAAUUUUUGAAAGCAGCCAAGUAAGAGGGAACAGAGUUACCAUCUACCUCUAGCUUCCCCCCAGGAAGCUCUAUUAAAUAGUCUGUUCCUGAAUGCUAUCACUGAAACUUUUGAGUUGAAGGUCCUCAUUACAAGUGUUCACCUGUGGCUCAUAAGCCUCUGAAAAAUGAUUCACAAAAUAAAACCAGCCUCAUUCCUGUGAGCUAUAGGAAGUUGAAAACUAGUUACCCUUCAAAUUCAUACCCCUGCACACUAUGUCAAGUGGUUUAAAAACAGCUGAAGCAAAAACCUUCAAAGUAUUUGCACAUCUUACAGAAGUAACUCACUUCUGAAAUAACAGAAGUGUUGACAAAUACAAUGAAGUAGCUAAUCACUACCAUCCUGCAGCACACUGGACUGUAAUGCUAUUGAAAUAACAUGCAAUGCAUUUCUAAGCUUUGGAACUCCUUGUCAUGGGACAUCACAAACCCUAGAAAUACACAGAACCAACUCUGUUCUGUGGAUUUUUAAGUUUAUUUCCUCACCUCAGCGUGCUAGAGAAUUUCUGCAGAGUCACAUACAUGCUGCAGUCUCAUAUUCUUCCUAAGGCAUCUGCCACAGGCAAUCAAAGACCAAACACUAGGUGGCCCUUUCAUCUAAUGUAGCAUCACCAGCACUGACGCCACAGUUAAUAAUAUAGCCAUAUUUUCAGCUGCUAUAGAAGUAUGUAGUAUUUACUUGACUUAAAUCAGUCAGAAGAGUCAACACGAUCAGUUUGUUUUGAACAACUACUUAGAAAACGUAGAGAGGGCUGGGGAAGCAACAUAGCACAGAAUUCUGCAAAAACUUUUUGUUUAUUAAAUCUGCAUUUUUCCAAAGUAUCUUUAUAAAAGCACUGGAAUAUCUGAAAAACACCUGUUGAGCUGAAGUGCAAAGACCUUUAAAAACAGCAGAGGGUUUGUUACAAAAGAAAGGUGCGAAUAGCAAAAAGAUAAGGUUUCCAACUCGGAAACCACAGGAAUCGGCAUUGCAGACUCUCAAAGGUGUGGGAUUACAUUGUUUUACCAUCAGCUGUACCAACAUCCAUUAGGUGUUUGGAAGGAAGGUGCUUCAACACAAGUUUAAUAAACACACCGCCAUCUCAAA